UCCCUCAGAACUCUCCCCCGACAGGACCUCCACAGCCCUCCAUCGCCACCGUCUGCGCCACCGCGACCCCGCCUAGGGUUUUGGUGGUCUCUGCGGCAGAAAGCCGGAACUAUCCAUCUUUCCAAUAUUCAGUUUUAUUUUUCAAUGGCUAAAACUUCGAAUUCCGGCGGCAAGAAUGGGGUUCGUAUCGUGGUAGCUGGCGACCGUGGAACUGGGAAGUCUAGUUUGAUUGUGACUGCAGCUGCUGACAUUUUCCCAACCAAUGUUCCUCCCCUUUUGCCGCCGACACGGCUGCCACAGGAUUUCUACCCUGACGGUGUGCCCAUUACGAUCAUGGACACCUCUUCCAACCCAGAGGAUAGAGGUAAACUAGCUGAGGAGCUGAGGCGUGCUGAUGCAGUAGUUCUUACUUAUGCUUGUGAUAAGCCUGUGUCCCUUCACAGAUUGAGUACUUUCUGGUUGCCAGAACUUCGCCAGUUAGAGGUGAAGGUGCCUGUUAUAGUAGUAGGUUGUAAACUGGAUUUAAGAGAUGAGCAGCAGCAGGUUAGCUUAGAACAGGUGAUGUCACCAAUAAUGCAACAGUUCCGGGAGAUUGAAACAUGUAUUGAAUGUUCUGCAUUUAAGCAUAUUCAGAUACCUGAGGUUUUCUACUAUGCACAAAAAGCCGUGCUUCAUCCAACGGGACCACUGUUUGAUCAGGAAUCACAAACUCUGAAGCCACGCUGUGUGAGAGCAUUGAAGCGCAUCUUCAUCCUCUGUGAUAAUGACAGGGAUGGUGCUCUUAGUGAUGCUGAGUUGAAUGAUUUCCAGGUCAAAUGUUUUAAUGCUCCCUUACAACCUUCGGAAAUAGUGGUUGUUAAGAGGGUUGUCCAAGAAAAUCUGGUUGAAGGGGUCAAUGAGCGUGGCCUUACAUUGACAGGAUUUCUAUUUCUUCAUGCACUGUUUAUAGAAAAAGGACGUCUGGAGACAGCAUGGACCGUCUUGAGGAAAUUUGGAUAUAAUAAUGAUAUUGAGCUUUUAGAUGAGCUAAUUCCAUAUUCUUCACUUAAGCGAGCUCCUGAUCAGGUAAUGGCUGAUGGAAGUAAAAGGCCACUGGAAUACAAUCCAUUCUUGGGUCUGAUUAUAGAUGGUCAACCAUCAUGCAUGAUGAGUGUGGAGCUGACAAAUGAUGCUAUCGAAUUCUUGAAGGGACUUUAUGAAUUGUUUGACGCUGAUUGUGAUAAUAAUCUUCGACCUCAAGAAGUUGAGGACUUCUUUUCUACUGCACCGGAAAGUCCUUGGAAUGAUGCUCCAUAUAAGGAUGCUGCAGAAAAAACUGCACUUGGAGGGAUAUCACUUGAUGCAUUUUUGUCAGAGUGGGCCCUUAUGACACUUGUUGACCCAGCUCGUGCUGUGAAGAACUUGAUAUAUGUUGGGUAUCCUGGUGAUCCUGCUUCUGCCAUCUGUGUUACUAGGAGGAGACAUCUAGACCGCAAGAAGCAACAAUCAGAAAGAAAUGUAUUCCGUUGCUUUGUUUUUGGACCAAAGAAUGCUGGAAAGUCAUCAUUAUUGAAUUCUUUUCUACGAAGGCCAUAUUCUGAUGCUUAUACUUUGAGUGCUGAUGAGUGUUAUGCAGUGAAUGUUGUAGAACUACCAGGGGGAGUAAAGAAAACCCUUGUAUUACAAGAAAUACCCGAAGAUGGAGUUAGAAAACUACUAUCUAAUAAAGAGUCGUUGGCUGCCUGUGAUAUAGCAGUAUUUGUGCAUGACAGUUCUAAUGAGUCUUCCUGGAAGAGAGCAACUGAAUUGCUCGUGGAUGUUGCUACUCAUGCUGAGGACACUGGAUAUGAGGUACCAUGCCUCAUUGUUGCAGCAAAAGAUGAUCUAGAGUCCUUUCCAUUGGCAAUACAGGAUUCUACCAGGGUUAGUCAUAACAUGGGAAUAGAGGCUCCUAUUCCCAUAAGCUCAAAGUUUGGUGAUUUCAGUAACAUAUUCCGGAGGAUUGUGAGUGCAGCUGAGCAUCCUCAUUUGAGGAUUCCUGAGACUGAGGCUGGGAGAAGCCGGAAGCAGUACCAUCGCCUCAUAAACCGCUCUCUUAUGUUCAUUUCAGUUGGAGCUGCAGUGACAAUUGUUGGAUUAGCAGCUUACCGUGUAUAUGCUACAAGAAAGAAUUCCUCCAGUUGAAGCAUGAAGGAUUGUGAUUCUCCAAUAUACCUCUGGUAGUUCCUUCCAUUUUUUUCUAGGAUUCUCCAUUGGGUUAAUGACAUUUUCCUCAUCUGUAGAGAAAUGUGGCAAAUUCAUCAGUUUGCUGUAUCAAGGGUACUAUUGCUUUGAGCUGUAGAAAUUGACUAAGAUGAUACGAUGGAAUGACUUACUGUGCAAUAGAAAAAUUUUGUUGUC
Molecule: messenger RNA, 2379 nt
Organism: Rubroshorea leprosula
Lineage: Eukaryota; Viridiplantae; Streptophyta; Magnoliopsida; Malvales; Dipterocarpaceae
Source: the annotation of a GenBank genome assembly